CACUGUUCGGCUCUCCAGGUGCAGAGGUUCCUGUCUAAACCCUAAACCAGGGUUUAAGGUUUUUGGUCUCGCGCCAUCCUCCACCUCCUUUCUCCUCCGCAUGAUUCUUCACCGCCGUUACUUACCCCAUUAACUAAGUUAUUUCCUUCAUUUCUCGAUUCCCCAUGGCUGCUUCUAGAUUGUUCUCGUGCAUAGCUGCCGCCGUCGCUUCCGCCUUUACUCUCCAGAAUCCCGCUUAUGCUGACUCGCCCUUCCGCUUCCCCUUCUAUUCUUCUUCUUCUUCUUCGUCAGCUUCUCAGUCGGAGCAAUCAUCAAAUGCCAAAGAAGACGAUAAUGCCGAGCCCAAAGAGCCCAAAGGUGCGGGGUUUGAUCCGGAGGCUCUUGAGAGAGGCGCCAAAGCUCUUCGCAAAAUUAAUGACUCUCCUGUUGCCAAGCAGGUUUUUGAUCUUAUGAGACAGCAGGAAAAGACUCGGUUGGCCGAGGUGGCAGCGGAGAAAGCUCAUUAUGAAGCCAUUCAAAGCCAGAUUGACAUUGACAGGCAGAGGAAGGUGGCUGAAGAGCAGCGGAACCUAAUGCAACAACAUGCUCAGGCAAAAGCACAAAAACUGAGAUAUGAAGAUGAGUUGGCAAGGAAAAGAAUGCAGGCUGACCAUGAAGCUCAGAGGAGACAUAAUGUGCAAUUGGCACAGAUGCAAGAGGAGUCGGCAAUAAGAAAAGAACAGGCAAGACGGGCUACUGAGGAGCAGAUCCAAGCACAGCAACGCCAGACCGAGAAAGAGAGAGCUGAAAUAGAAAGAGAAACUAUAAGAGUUAAAGCAAUGGCUGAAGCUGAAGGCCGAGCCCAUGAAGCUAAAUUGACAGAGGAUCAUAACAGGCGAAUGCUAAUAGAGCGGAUAAAUGGUGAAAGAGAGAAAUGGCUUGCUGCAAUUAAUACAACUUUUAGCCACAUAGAAGGGGGUUUUAGGACUUUGUUGACUGAUAGGAAUAAGUUGAUUAUGACCAUUGGAGGAGCAACUGCAUUAGCUGCUGGCAUUUAUACUACUAGGGAAGGAGCCAGGGUCACAUGGGGUUAUAUUAAUCGGAUAUUAGGGCAGCCAUCAUUGAUUCGCGAAUCUUCCAUGUCCAAAUUUCCAUGGUCAGGGAUAGUUUCUCGAGUAAAGAACCAAGCUCUGAAAGCGGCACCAUUGAAAAGUAAAAAGGGUCUUGAAAAUGUUGUUCUCCAUUCUUCACUGAAAAAGAGAAUAGAGCAACUUGCUAGAGCCACAGCAAACACCAAGAUUCACCAGGCCCCCUUCAGGAACAUGCUAUUUUAUGGACCACCUGGCACUGGAAAAACACUGGUUGCAAGAGAGAUGGCUCAAAAAUCAGGAUUGGAUUAUGCAAUGAUGACAGGCGGUGAUGUGGCACCCUUGGGUGCGCAGGCUGUCACCAAGAUCCACGAGAUAUUUGAUUGGGCAAAGAAAUCGAAGAAGGGCUUACUGCUUUUUAUUGAUGAGGCUGAUGCUUUUCUAUGCGAGCGUAACAACACACGCAUGAGUGAGUCGCAGCGUAGUGCUUUAAAUGCGUUGCUGUUCCGAACUGGAGAUCAAUCAAGGGACAUUGUCCUCGUGCUCGCCACUAACAGACCAGGAGAUCUUGACAGUGCUGUUACUGACCGAAUUGAUGAGGUGAUUGAGUUCCCACUUCCAGGGGAGGAAGAACGGGUCAAUCUGCUGAAGCUUUACGUAAACAAGUACCUCCAUGACGAAGGCGACAAUGCAUCAUCUAAGUUGGGUCUCUUCAAUAAAAAGCCACAGAAGAUAACCAUAAAAGAUUUGUCUGAAGACGUGAUCCGAGAGGCGGCUACAAAAACAGAAGGGUUCUCUGGCCGUGAGAUAGCGAAAUUGGUGGCUGGUAUCCAAGCAGCGGUCUAUGGCAGGCCAGACUGUGUACUGGAUUCUCAGCUGUUUAGGGAAAUUGUUGACUACAAGGUUGCCGAGCAUCACCAGCGAAUGAAACUGGCGGCUGAAGACGGUCACCCCCAGCCUCCGCGAGCUUAGAAAUUGGUUACGAGCAAUAAAUCCUGGGUGUGGGAAUUUUUUCUUUUGUUCUCACACACGUUGAAAAUCAUUUAUGAUUCAAAAUGGAGUAGCACAAAUAUUCACUUGGGUUUCCAACUGAAUGAAUGCAUGUUGGUUUA
Rubroshorea leprosula is the source of this 2179-nucleotide messenger RNA. The record is from the annotation of a GenBank genome assembly. NCBI's taxonomy places the organism in Eukaryota, Viridiplantae, Streptophyta, Magnoliopsida, Malvales, Dipterocarpaceae.